Messenger RNA from Fusarium tjaetaba, 2982 nucleotides. RefSeq lists its product as uncharacterized. Gene Ontology annotation, biological process: regulation of DNA-templated transcription. The record is from RefSeq and is a predicted model, not a curated record. NCBI's taxonomy places the organism in Eukaryota, Fungi, Ascomycota, Sordariomycetes, Hypocreales, Nectriaceae. The transcript has 8 exons. Gene Ontology annotation, molecular function: zinc ion binding; DNA-binding transcription factor activity, RNA polymerase II-specific. The coding region runs from base 1 to 2982 and encodes 993 amino acids.
AUGGAGCUUUUCACUCGUCCAGCUGAUGAGAUCCACCGAUUUGAUAGUGAUAAUGAAGAUCGUGUGUCGGGGGCAGUGUCCAAGCCUGGAUGUGCUAAGCGGCAGGAUCCAAGCUCUUCGUCGCAGUCCAGCGUAUCGCCAGACUUUGCUCAGCAACCUGGACACCCCAGGUCAGACAAUGCUACUUCUAGUGGCACUUGCACAGGGGGCGUGUAUCCUCGUGGGAGUGUCGGUGCUGUCAAUGUUCAGGGCUUGGGGAGUCCUCCUCAGGAUCUUCCAUCACCCGAAUGCUCUCUCUCAACAUCAUCUGAACAAGCAAAUCCACGCCAUGGAAGUCACGCUACCCCUCUGCAUCCGACAAUCUCAUCCGGACACGGAUUAAGCCCCGAGAGUUCAGCUUCGGACUCCGAUUGCAGCUCCAGUCCCAGCUCUAGCGAGUCUUCGGGUCCUGCUUCUGGACAACCUUCGAGUCAGACACUCCGGAGCCAGCCCCCACCAGAAGUAUCUUCUCUGAACAAAGGUACAUGUCCUGUUACUUGUUCAAAUGAAGAAGCUUCUCGUUCAGUCAAUGGCAGCCAGUUAAUCUCUCCACCUGGUGACGAUGCGGGUCACCUACGGACGGACAGGACAGUGCUAGAGCUAGACUUGCCCUUGAGGAGGGGUGCGGAAGAUGUACCUGGCUCUUCAGUCUCUCCGGAUACGCUGGGAGACUCCCCGAGUCAAGAAGUCCAAGCUCAGGUUGACCUCGGUCGAAACUCUGAUGAUGACGACGACUCAGAUCACUCAGACACCCUUGACCAGUUAGAGACUGAUUUCAAUGAUUUGCUGUCUCUCAACCCUGGAAGGCCCACCACUGGCUCGCUCUCAAGAGACGAGGCCAUUGCUAGCAGACUUCAAGAAAGGGAUUCUGAUCUUGAAGUCUGGGAGGCUGCUGAAGGUGUCCCUGCGCCUGAUACAGGUCAUGAUAACAUUAGCCGCCCAGGAACCCGCCCGACUGGCAUCCGACGCGCCCUCGCUACUGCGCACUCCCCCGAACCCAAUCGUCCCUCUGAAACAAGCGAUGAAGACGAUACCGAAAGCGUUGAUGACACAUGUAACGGUUUCAGUGGGAGCAACGGAGUAGAUGAUGAUGAACGGAUUGUCCAACUAGAAGAUCGAGAAGAAGUUAAUGAAGAGUCUGAUGCAGGCAAUGAUCUUCUUGGACAAUUAGACGAAAUUGUAGCCGAUCACUCAGAUUCGGACUGCUGCGAGACACAUGCUCAUCCCCUGGGCACUCUGUCCUCUUCAGACAGCAAUGAUUCAGAUGAAGAGGGCAGACCCCAGAAUGAGUCAUCCGACGACGAGGAGGUAUCGGAAGAAGAGAUUGGGUAUAUCUCGGACGCUCGCGACACUAAUGUUGAAAUCGAAGACGAAACAAGGUCGGCUAACUUGAAUAUUCCAUCAUCUUCGACAAACAGCAUCGUUUCCCCAAGUGAAACAACUAGCUCUGGAAAACUUCCCCUCGCACUCGACACACUCGAUAAACGUGAGGUUGUAAAGAUCACACGAGAGCUCGGCGCUUGUGUUCGUUGUCGGUUCCAAAAAAUCAAAUGCAUUAUAGACGAGCAGAACCCAGAAGGACAAUGCAAAACGUGCAAGAACUUCUCCAAGACGUCGCUAAAGACAAUACACCGCGUUCCAUGCUUGCGACUCCGAAUUGCCGACGUCAUUCUUUAUCGAAGCGGCGGGCUCAAACUCACGAAACGAUGGGAGGGCAUCGAAAUGCGAGAUAUUGGGGAUCGACUCGAUACGGUUGCUGUCACGAUUGAAGUAUCACAGAAUCUUUGUGAUAAACCUCUUCGAAUGAACGUUGUGCGAUUCAGACCCAUUGACGGGGACGUGACUGCCCGAUAUUGGACUGAUGGCCUUCUCGGGAAGGAGACGUUCAAGAAGAAGGAACUGGCCAACUACUGCCUUGAAAAUAUCUACGACACGGCCGAAAGCGUGCGACAAUACACAAUCGACAAUUGUCUUCCAGCUUUCUAUCACACCAUCCAAGAGGAGAGUGAAUCAGAAGCUAGAGAAGAGCCCAUUAUCAGAACGUACCUCACGGCCAUGGCUCGCUACCUGGACCUUCACAACGAAUAUAAAUCCAGCGGGAGCCUCUCUAAAAACGAUGAAAAAGAGCUUCAGAUAUUCGGCAAUCUUUUUAUUCUCUGGUGCGCCAUCCAACACACUGUAGGGUCCCUCUACAUCGAAGGCAAGGAGACUCUAGGCAUGCUCCCCGAAACCGAAGACAAAUCCUACCCUCUUUACGGCAAAGUGUCUGUCCCUCGCAUGGUAGUCGCCCAAUUCGACACCCUCAAUUACAAUGAGGUCCUCGAACGGUACAAGGAGAAGCUUCUACGCGACAUCGAUUGGCUGUUCAGCCAGGACAAGAAUCGAUGGUGGUUCACAAUCUACCUCGUCGUCUUUAUACUCCUGCGCGAAGCGAGUCGUAUGACAGCAGAUCGGUACCGACAUGCGAGAGCUAACUAUGGAUCAAGGUUGCGAUACUCGAUUCCAGACUUUGUCGAGGGGCUUCAUGUCAGCUGCAACAAUAUACUCAUCCACUGGCAUUACUACAACUACGACCAGUGGCCGACUACUCGGUCGUCGGGGCUCGCCAAUGGCGUAGCAAAAAAUGACCACUUUGAGACUCUGGCACCCAAGGAUCGGCACCUUGUCAAACAGAAUCUCAAGGACCCAGCGGUAAAGAAGCAUCUUCUAGUAUGGAAGCAAUACAAGAGUGAUAAUGGAAAAGUUCCAAAGAUUACUCUCCAACACGACACCGGAUCCAUUCGCUACACAGGAGAACAAAACAAGUACGAUUGGGAUCAUCCUUUGUAUUGGGUAUCGCAAAUGUUUGAGAUAAAUUGGUGCCCGCAUCCGACGUAUACGAGAGAACCAGAACCUAAAUCAACGUUCAUGUCUAUCACGGCCGCUGUCGCCGCGGCCGGCUAA